Lathyrus sativus (Indian pea) is the source of this 2664-nucleotide messenger RNA. Lineage: Eukaryota; Viridiplantae; Streptophyta; Magnoliopsida; Fabales; Fabaceae. The record is from the annotation of a GenBank genome assembly.
AUGUCGCUGCAGACUCUGAAGGAAACACUCAGACAUUGCACAACCCAACAAUCACAACCUUCUUCUUCUUCCUCCCAAUCCAAUUCUAUUCUCCUCAAUUUUAAUUCCCAUUUCCCAAUCCACAGAAAACCCCCCAAAUCCUCUCUUGCCGAUCAGCUUCGCCUCCUUCAGGACCCAGAUGACCCACCGUUUAACCCACACAACUUCCUUUCGCAACAAAACCACUCCAAAACCCUACAAAAACAAGUUAAACUAGAAGAAGAGGAAGAUGACGACGACGAAGAAGAACAAGAGCCAGACACAAAGAGGGUGAAAUUCAGUUCAGCCAAAGCUUCUCACUUUCAAUUUGAUCAUACUGGACCCUUUGAGCCUUUGGUCUUGUCCACUAAUGGAGAAUUUCCUAUAGUUCAGGUUCCUGCAUCUAUAAACUGUAGACUGCUUGAGCAUCAGAGAGUGGGAGUGAAGUUUCUGUAUGAUUUAUACAACAAGAAUCAUGGAGGCAUCCUUGGAGAUGACAUGGGUCUUGGAAAGACGAUUCAAACAAUAGCAUUUCUUGCUGCCAUAUUUGGUAAAGGAGAAUCUGUUCAUAGUGAGAAACAAGUGGAGAAAAGAGACCCUGUAUUAAUAAUUUGCCCAUCAUCCGUUAUUCAGAACUGGGAGAGUGAAUUUUCUAAGUGGUCCAACUUCAGUGUUUCCAUUUAUCACGGUGCAAACCGCGAUUUGAUAUAUGAUAAAUUGGAAGCAAAUGGAGUGGAAGUACUUAUUACCAGUUUUGACACUUACAGGAUUCAUGGCAACAGUUCUUUGUCAAAUAUCCGUUGGAGCAUUGUGAUUAUUGAUGAGGCUCAUCGACUUAAGAAUGAGAAAUCAAAACUCUAUAAAGCAUGUUUAGAAAUUAAAACCCUGCGACGAUAUGGUCUUACUGGGACUGUAAUGCAAAAUAAGAUCUUAGAAUUGUUCAAUCUCUUUGAUUUGGUUGCACCUGGAUCCCUUGGAACACGGGAACACUUCCGUGAGUUUUAUGAUGAACCCCUUAAGCAUGGUCAGAGGUCAACUGCUCCUGAUAGGUUUGUCCAAAUUGCUAAUAAGAGAAAACAACACCUUGUUGUGGUUCUUAAUAAAUAUAUGUUGAGAAGGACAAAGGAAGAGACCAUAGGGCAUCUUAUGAUGGGGAAAGAAGAUAACAUUGUGUUUUGUGCAAUGAGUGAUUUGCAAAAACGUGUUUAUAGGAGAAUGAUCCAGCUUCCUGACAUUCAGUGCCUAAUAAAUAAAGACCUGCCUUGUAGUUGCGGUAGCCCUCUUACUCAAGUUGAGUGUUGCAAAAGGAUAGUACCAGAUGGAGCUAUGUGGCCUUACCUUCACAAAGAUAACCCCGAUGGAUGUGAUUCAUGCCCCUUUUGCCUUGUCCUUCCAUGCCUUGUCAAGCUACAACAGAUAAGCAAUCACCUCGAGCUGAUUAAGCCAAACCCCAAAGACGACCCUGACAAACAAAUUAAAGAUGCAAAGUUUGCUGCUGCUGUCUAUGGCCCAGACAUUGACUUAGUUGGCGGGAGCAUGCAGAAUGAGAGUUUCAUGGGUCUAAGUGAUGCAGAACAUUGUGGCAAAAUGCGAGCACUUGAAAAACUAUUGUUCUCAUGGUUUUCCCAUGGUGACAAAGUUCUUUUGUUUAGCUAUUCUGUAAGGAUGCUGAACAUACUGGAGAAAUUUAUCAUACGAAAAGGCUACUGCUUCUCAAGACUUGAUGGGUCCACUCCAACUAAUUUACGCCAGUCACUGGUUGAUGAUUUCAACUCUAGUCCUAGCAAACAAGUGUUUCUGAUAUCAACUCGUGCUGGUGGGCUUGGAUUGAACCUUGUUAGUGCGAACCGUGUUGUAAUAUUUGAUCCCAACUGGAAUCCUGCACAAGACUUACAGGCUCAGGACAGGUCUUUUCGAUAUGGUCAGAAACGGCAUGUUGUGGUAUUUCGUCUUCUCGCAGCUGGUUCACUCGAAGAACUAGUUUAUUCUCGUCAGAUUUACAAACAGCAGCUCUCAAACAUCGCUGUCUCUGGAAAGAUGGAAAAACGAUAUUUUGAAGGUGUCCAGGAUUGUAAGGAAUUUAAAGGGGAGCUUUUUGGAAUUUGCAAUUUAUUUCGAGAUUUAUCUGAUAAACUAUUUACCAGUGAAAUCGUUGAACUGCACGAGACGAGUAAAAAAGACGGGCAAAAAACAAAACAUGAAAAAUUAAAAAUGUCGGAAGAAACUGUUCUAUUAGCAUCAGAUUCUGAAACCAGGUUAUGUGCUGAAUCUACUGGUGCUUCAACAAGUAAACCAGAUAUUGAAUAUGAAGACCUCGGCAUUGUUUACGCUCAUCGCAACGAAGACGUUGUCAACUCCCGACCAGGGACUCAAGGGCAGUUAUCUACGAGUGACCCCCCUUCAAGUGAUAGCUUAAGCAAGUCAAACAUCUCUUUAGUCCAUCAAAGGGAAAAACCAGAUUGUGUACCUAAAAAACAGAAAAUUCCUUUGAUUGAGGAAAGGAAGCUAGCCGAAUUUAGCCUCCUUGCAGAGUCUAUGGGCAUGGAAGAGCUUGCAUUUAGCAAAUGGUUACUAUCUGCAACUCCAGUAGAGAGAGAAAAAGUGCUUAUAAACUACAACAAGAAAAAGAAAAAGCUUAAAGGUUGA